This is a messenger RNA of Lymnaea stagnalis (great pond snail), 5272 nucleotides long. The record is from the annotation of a GenBank genome assembly. Lineage: Eukaryota; Metazoa; Mollusca; Gastropoda; Lymnaeidae.
AGCAAGCUACACUAACCAAAGCGUACUGUAGUGUCACAGACAUUGCCUUUCUGAAUUAAGUCAUAAGUUUAUAGAAUGUUUCCUGACUAAACAUCAUUUUAAAUAUGAACAGGGACCUGUGUAAAAUUUUUCUUUAUUGAUUGCAGAGAUAAAAUGGCAAAUGGGAUACACUUGAUUUUUUUCUUAAAAUUUUGAUGUCCUUUGAACCAAUUUAAAAAGCCUUACCGGUACUCAAAUUACUGAUAACAAGGCAAAUAUGGCUGCAAAGAAGUCAGGCUCUCAUCUCUCCAAAAAUGUUCUUCAGAUGAAAGUGAGUUUAACAUUGAAUUAUUGAUUAUUGAUAAAAAUGUUUGAGUAUUACUAGUAUUAGAGGGUCCUAUCACUGUCUGACAUGUGAAACUAUUCUCUGUUAAAGUAUUCACAGUGGCAGCCACAGUGCGUAACUUACCAUCUACUAAAGUUAAAGUUACCGGUACUUAACAAAACUAAGAUGAGAUCAGAUUCUUUUCUUGGUCCAAGUAAAUGGAAAUGUUUAAAAAAAAUAUUUUACUGCUUGUACAUACCCGGAGCACAUAAAUAAAUACAUAUUUUUACAAUUAUAUAAAUUUAAACACAAGACAUUUAAAGUAUUUCUCUAGCAUAAAAAUCAACCAUCAUUGCGCUCCUCUAGUAACAAUAAUGACUUAAUUAGUGAUAAUUUAGAUUUGGUAAUGCACUUUAUAAAUUAAUGAUCCCUAUUACUAUUAAUGCUAACACCCCUCCUCCCCCCGUUAACACCUUACAUAUUUUGCUGCACUCUUUUUCAUGCCACUGAACUAUUAAUAUUAUGAUGUCGUCCCCCCCACCCCUUUUUUUUUUACACAGCAUAUGUCUUACAACAUAUUUAUAUAUUAAAUUGAGACCAUUUCAGUAAAACAAAUGAAAAUAUUACACACCAAAUGCACUUGCAGUAAUUGAAGAUCCCAUUCAUUUAGUUUUAGAGCAGUUAUCUGAAAUUUUAUUUUGUGCAUUUUUGAACUCACCAUUACAACAUACUUUCUUUCAAUUAUAAUAAUUAUAUUUAUUGAUUAGAUGUUAUUACUCUUUCAUCAUGUCAUUAGUUCUUUCUGUAACUGUAAAUGUAAAUGUCCUACUGUAAUUUUAAGUAAUUUUUUUCUCCGUAUGCUUAGUACCCAAGUGCCACGUGUAGAUCUAAUGAUUUAGCCUAAUGACUAAUGUCAUAAAAAAAUGUUUUUCAGUUUAUGCAAAGAAGUGUGUUAAGGCUUGAAAAGGAACAAAAUGAAGAGGACAAACAAAAAGUUAUUGAUGAUGAGCACUGGGUUUUAGAUUUACCUGACUACCAAAUAAAGGAGUAAGUUUCAGAAUAUUUUGUGCAUAUAUUUUUUAAAUAAUAAUUUAAAGAUAAAAUAGUGUAUUUUUAUUGUGCUUUUAGAGUCCUGGUGUAAAAACAUAGUGAGUUUUAACUUUGACAGUUUAGAAAUAACUUGUUAAAUUAACAAAUUUCAGUUCUUUCUGUUAAUCAUCAAAAAAAAACUAUUAUUUCAUUUGACCUAUCAACUAUUUUUUACAAAUCCUUAACCUGUCAACUAUUUUUUUACAAAUCCAGGCUCACUUUCAUACAAGGUAUAACUAUAGCAAUCACUUAAAAUGAAGAGAAACAUUUUUUCCCAUCCAAAUGGCUAUUAUAGUACAAGUAGAUCAUAUGCACAGUUGUAAAAUAAAAAAGUGUACAACUUUGACAUGUGACCAUAUAAAAUUACACAAUAAUUUUGGCCCUUUUUUCCCUAAAUCAUAAAUGGUUGGAAGGCACCCCUAAAUUAUAACGAUGAAUUUGAUUGUACAUUUUCUUGGUCAGCGUCAUAAACAGACUUGAUAAAAAUCACAGCUCUCACAUUGAAGAUAAUGUAACUAUAUUACUAUAUUGGUUCAUAGGUUUAUUUCAAUAUAUAAAUUUAUUAUAAAUAUAAGUGGUAAGAAUUUGAAUUGGUAAAUUUGCUUCAUAUCUUAAACUUAAAGAUGUUCCAAAAAGUACCGUAUUUAAAAAAAUUUAAUAGAAAUAAGCAAUUGAUUUCUGUAUUGUUUGGUACUGGUCUUGUUUUAUUAUAAUUAAAACUUUAAACAAAUUAAAAAUAUUAUAGUUACAGCUUAGUGAACUGUCUGAUCAAUAUUUUCUUAUUAUCGUAAUAUAUUUAUUGAUCUUAAAUUACUAUGAUUUGCAUGUUCAUUUGUGUAAACUUGUCAUAUACUGGUACUGGUAAUUGCAUUUUCAGGUCAAAAUACCUGAAAGAUCAAAGCUAUGUCAUUUGUGAACAGCUUCAGUUUGGGAGACAGUCAUUUCUAGGGUGUAACCCAGAGAUUGAGGUACCGGUAUACUAAUGUGUAAUUAAUUUUUUUUUCUUCAAAAUGUCCUCUUUAAAAUUAUUCUUAUGGGCAUUAAUAUUAAAUAUUAGUUAAUAAAUACUAUACAAUUGUUAGGUCUUAUAUCAACUUAUAAUUUAAUGCAAUAGGCAUAGCUGCAUGUUACCUUGCAUUUGGUGUUAUGAUCACAUUACUUAUGUGGUUAAAUACCAUAUCAUGGUUACAUUUUAAUUAACUGUUUAAAACUUGGCAUUGGGGAUCUUUUAGAAGAAUUUUUUAAAUUAAUAGAGUACUGUACCAUAGUUCUUAGAUUUAGAUGGCACAGAAUCAUUGCUAAUCCACUCUACAUGCAUAGGAGCCAAAAUGACAAAUAAAUGAUCGUGAGCCCUUACUUAAAAUAUAAAAGAAGAAAAAGAUAAGAUGGAAGGGAAUUAAUAUUAAUCAAAACAAAUGUUUUAAAAAGUUUGAUUCCAUUUGGACUCUUUAGAAGUUGAUGCAAGCACAUAAGCUUGAGCAAGAGCUGAAGGUAUCAGAUGAAAAGGAGAAACAAAACAGUGUCAGUGACCAGGACAUGGCACAAAGGUGAGUCAGAAGAUUUAAUUUUGUCUUAGUUUGGAGUUCAGUUAAAAUUUAAACAUACACUUUACACUGUCAUUUGUUUUUUGGAUCAAAGUUUGUAUACAAUACAACGUGUACUGUAUAUAUAUUUAAUGUACUCGUACCCAGUGGUGUAGUAAGAGGGGCAGUCUGCCUUGGACGACACUUUAUAAAAAAAUUAUGUUGUGUGGGGCUGCAUUUUUGGCCAACUACGGAGUUUCUUUUCCACCAACGGGGGUGGCUAAAAUCUUGACCUUCUUCUGAGGACUUGAAUCCUGGCUGUGCUACUAAAUAUAACAACUCUGCAUGGAACUCUCAAUUAUAAAUUUUAAUUUAACAUUUUCAUCUAAUCAAAUCUAUCAAGUAAUAUAUCUCUUAAGUAUUUUUUAUCUUGAGUUGGCUAUUUUGUUUGUUUUUGACUUAUUAACAGCUAUGUUUCACUCUAUGUCAGGUAUUCCUCACUCAUGGGUAUUAUAGCCAAGAAGUUUUCAAAGAAAAGACAACGUAAUGAUGAAGCUAAUGAUGAUGAAAGUGGAGAGCCAAGAUCCAAAUCUUUCAUGAAACCGUCAGAUGAUUAAGUGUCCUAUCUUAAAGUGGAUUUUGUUCCAUUUCAUUUAGCAUUGUGAAAACUUUUUUCUUUUGAACAGACAUUGAAAAUAAAAAUAUUUUAAAAUUAAUAUAAAUUAUAUUAUAAGAAUGUUUUUGUAUUUGUUCAGUACCAUUUUUAAGAAUCAACAGAUCAACAGGCAAAGUCACAUAUAAUAUUAAGUUUUUUUUCUGGCUGAAUUUUCCUUUUUUUUUUUAUUUGAACAUCUUAUUAUUACUGGGUACGGUAUUCAUAUCAAGCCGUAUAUAGAUGGCUUUACUUAGGGCACAAAAUAUCUCAUGAAUUCCUGCUCAUAAAAAUUAAUUUUAAAAUACUAUAAUCUCAUUUACAAGUAGUUGUUUGUAAUCUGAGAUGUCGCUGAUAUUCAGCUUGAAGAGACUGACACAGAUGUCCAUUCUUUCCAAUGGGCUAUUUUUAUGAUAUGUAUGAGUCUAUUCAUGUUAAAUUUUUACUCUCAUUGAAUGUCUGUACUGUAAUUGUGAAUGAAGGAAUGUCUGUUGACCAUCUGUGUAAUUUUAUAAUUCAGUUACUUUUAAAGUGCCUAUUGUACAUACUCAUGAAGUAUGGUAUGGUACCGUGAAUGGUAAGGUCUCCAGAGUAGCUUCUACUGACAUUUUGAAACUUUUAAUUACCGCAUUCACUGUGUAACAAACAUUACAAUUUGAUAUUUAUGCACUUUUUUUAUUAAUAAAAGAAGAAAAGAACACCAAAUGGCUGUAUUUUAAAAAAAUGAUUAUGGGUUAAUUAAGAGAAUUCAUGAUUAGUAUUAAAAAAAACCCACUAAACAUUAAAAUAUAUCCAUUACAUUCAAUACCUGUGCCGACUGGUUACCGGAAAUUUGAUCGAAAGAAAUUUGGUCUAAUCGUUUUUUCAGUUCACAUGUUAAAAUUUUUGUCCAAUUUCUUUUUGAUCGCACUAUCAUCAUCAUCAUAUCCCUUGGACCGUCACAGAUGACAUGUGAACUAUCCUCCAUUCGUCGCUGUCUUCUGCACAGCAUCGCCCAGUGUUAGUCCUGUCCACGCUUUGAUGUUAUCCUCCAAUCUUUUUCUUUGUCUUCCUCUUCUUCUCCCUCCUCUUGUGGUGCCCUGCAAUUUUUCUUUGGCAAGCCCUUUUUGGCAUACCAGUCGGCACAGGUAUUGAAUGUAAAUAAUGUAAUGGAUAUUUUAAUGUUUAGUGGGUUUUUUCGAUCAUAUUUCCGGAUACAGUGCCGACUUCAUUUAAUACAAGUCCUCAACACCCGUUUCUUAAUUGCAAGGGCCUGCACCUAGGAAAUUCUGCCCAGGCAGCUGACAGAGUUUGGACCCCUUUCGUGUUUCAAACAUGUGCAUAUACUUUAAAACUCGAAAAAGGGCGGGUCCCUAUCUAGCUCGGGCCCUUUAUAAUUGCCAUUGUUAUCCCCCCCCCGCUGAGGCGGGCCUGCAACAAGAAAUAAUCAUGGUUUGCUAGAACUUAACAAAAUAAUUAAGAUGUCACUGAACUAAAAAGGUUAAGAACAGCUGUUCUAAAAUUACUACCAGGUUUGACCAACUGACCCUGCAAAUCACACCGCUAAGAAUUUUUGAACUGUUCUUUCUUACAUUACAUGUCAGCAUUUUUAAUCUUAAAGAUAUAUUUAGCUGUAGAUAAUGUGUCAUGGUUGUUGUUCAUAAUUUUACUGGUUAUGUACCAGUACCAUAAAUUCAUAAAUAAUAAAGGUAACACUAUACUCAA